AUGAGCCGUGAGGAGGGCGAGAUGAGCAGUAGCUUGCUUCGCCCACACCCCAGGCCGCCCCUGGAAGUUGAUGACUUGCUCUCCGAGAUUCUCCUUCGCCUGCCUCCGGACCCGUCAUCCCUUCCCCGUGCCUCCGCCGUGUGUAGGCGCUGGCGCCUCCUCGUCUCCGACCCGGGCUUCUCCCGCCGCUUCCGUCGUCACCAUCACCGCAACCCUCCGAUCAUCGGUUUCUACGACAGUAAUCUUCGAGACCUCUCAUUCGUACCUACUCUGAAGGCCCCCAACCGUGUCUCGCCCGGGCGAUUGUCCUUAAGGCGCCAUCGCGACGACCAAUACUUCACCCCCCUGGGAUGCCGCCAUGGCCUCGUGCUGAUUUGUAUCGGGAACUCCGAACCACUGAAGCGCCAUGUUCUAGUGUGGAACCCUGUUACUGGUGAGCAGCAUCGCCAAGGCACUCCCCCGGGGUUCGACACAGGAAAACACUUCAAUGGGGCGGUGCUUCGGGCUGCAGCAGAUGUUGACCACUUCCAGGUGGUCUUGGUAGGCAACGGCGACCAAAAACGAGCGGUCGCUAGUGUUUACUCGUCAGAUACCGGCGUAUGGAGCAAUCUCGUCUCUACAUCAACAUCGUUGCCACUGAUGUCUUCUACAGACCCUUCACCCGACUGGUGUUUUAACGGUUUAUCCUUUGACCCCGCUGUGCUGGUUAGGAAUUCCCUAUACUGGCUGCUUGGAGCUGACUCGGUUGGAAUUCUCGAGUAUGAUUUGGAGAGACGGAGCCUUGAUGUGAUAGGAUUGCCAGUGCGUAUGCCUACUGGGUGUGCGAUUGGGAGCAAUAACCGAUUCUCGGUUGUGCAAGCGGAAGAUGGUGGGCUGGGUUUCCUCUCUCUGUCAGGCUUCAGCGCCCACUUAUGGCAGAGGAAGACCGAAUAUAAUGGUGCUGCUUCAUGGGUGAUUGAAAAAACUAUUAAACUGGACACACUACUGAAAAUUCCCGUGGAUCCAAAGAAAGAAGGACCAUUUAUUUUGGUGAUAGGAUUUGCCGAGGACAAUAAUACGGUGUUCCUAGGGACAAUAAUUGGCGUUGUCAUGCUCCAUCUUGAGUCGUUGCAGUUCGAGAAGCUUCAGUCUAGAAGUGCUUCUACCUACUAUCCAUUUGAAAGUGUCUAUGAUGCAUGUAAUAACACGACUUUACAGUAG
Molecule: messenger RNA, 1200 nt
Organism: Aegilops tauschii subsp. strangulata
Lineage: Eukaryota; Viridiplantae; Streptophyta; Magnoliopsida; Poales; Poaceae
Molecular function (GO): protein binding
Source: RefSeq, a predicted model, not a curated record